GCGAGACUACCGGAAACGACGUUAAUGUGUUCGCCAUUGUGGAAUAUUCUGGUUUGCACAUGACAUCGUGUUUGACAAUCCUUCAUAAUCUAAGUGCGCUGGAGACAUCUUGCGAAAAUUAAGCACGAUGUCGUUUGGACAGAUCGCCUUUGAUGAAUAUGGGCGACCUUUUAUUAUUCUUCGGGACCAGGACAGGAAAACUCGCCUUACCGGCAUCGAUGCUCAUAAGUCCCACAUUCUGGCAGCAAAAUCAGUUGCUGGAAUACUGAAGACUUCCUUAGGACCUAAAGGACUAGACAAAAUGCUGGUAUCUCCAGAUGGUGAUGUGACAGUGACAAACGAUGGUGCCACUAUCCUAGACAUGAUGGAUGUUGACCACCAGAUUGCAAAAUUGAUGGUGCAGCUGUCUAAGUCUCAGGAUGAUGAGAUUGGAGAUGGAACAACUGGUGUUGUUGUAUUGGCUGGAGCAUUGCUGGAGCAUGCAGAAAAAUUGCUAGAUCGUGGCAUCCAUCCUAUUCGCAUUGCUGAUGGAUAUGAAAUUGCAGCUAAGAUUGCUGUUGAUAGACUGAAUGAGAUUAGUGACAAAUUUGAAGUUAAUCUCCAAAAUCCAGAGCCACUCAUCCAGUUAGCCAUGACCACCCUGGGCUCAAAAAUUGUGAACCGUUGUCAUCGCCAAAUGGCAGAGAUUGCAGUAAAUACUAUUCUGGCAGUAGCAGACUUGAAGCGACGUGAUGUUGAUUUUGAACUCAUCAAAGUUGAGGGGAAAGUUGGUGGCAAGCUGGAGGACACGAUGUUGGUUAAGGGAGUUGUGGUUGACAAGGACAUGAGUCACCCACAAAUGCCUAAGGUGGUGAAAGAUGCAAAGAUUGCCAUUCUAACCUGUCCUUUUGAGCCACCCAAACCGAAGACAAAGCAUAAGCUAGAUGUCACCUCAGUAGAGGACUAUAAAAAACUGCGUCAGUACGAGCUUGAUAAAUUUAAGGAGAUGGUACAAAUUGUGAAAGACAAGGGAGCUAAUCUUGUGAUCUGUCAGUGGGGUUUUGAUGAUGAAGCAAACCACUUGUUACUGCAGUCUGAGCUUCCUGCUGUACGCUGGGUUGGGGGUCCUGAGAUUGAGCUGAUAGCUAUUGCUACUGGGGGCCGUAUUGUUCCUCGAUUUGAGGAGCUCACACCUGAAAAGCUAGGGAAAGCAGGCAUUGUGAGGGAGCUUGCCUUUGGCACUACCAAGGAGCGCAUGCUAGUGAUUGAAGAGUGCCAGAAUUCCCGUGCUGUGACAAUUUUUAUUCGAGGAGGCAACAAGAUGAUUGUUGCUGAGGCCAAACGCAGUAUUCAUGAUGCCCUGUGCGUUAUUCGUAACCUAAUACGUGAUGAUCGUGUCGUAUAUGGUGGUGGGGCUCCAGAGAUUGCAGCUUCCUUAGCUGUCGCAAAAGCUGCUGAUCAGAUCUCAACACUAGAGCAGUAUGCAGUAAGGGCAUUUGCAGAAGCCCUGGAAUCCAUCCCACUUGCUUUGGCUGAAAACAGUGGGCACCCUCCUAUUCACACACUAGCAGCAGUGAAGUCUCGUCAAGUGACGGAGAACAACCCACGCCUAGGAAUCGACUGUCUUAACAAAGGAACAAAUGACAUGCGAGAACAAAAUGUGAUUGAGACUCUCAUGGCAAAGAAGCAGCAGAUCCUGCUUGCUACUCAGCUAGUGCGCAUGAUCCUCAAAAUUGAUGACAUUCGAGCUCCAUCAGAAAUGUAGAACAAUUUUGUCUUAAGAUUGUAUGCCUGGUCCAGUCUCGUGUGCUGUGAGAUGCGUGUAGACCUUGUCUGUCUGCUGAAGAAAUCACCAAGUGGUUUGGCAUCUUGCGGGUCGUGUGCUUGCAUCUUGUGUCACAUCCCUGCUGUCAUGUUAAAAUCAUAUUCAGAAAGUUCCCCACAUGUGCUAAUUGUGAUGGUGCAAAAAAUGAUGUCCCUGAGACACAGUUUUGUGCACAGCUUAAAAAUGUGUUGUAAUUGAGUAGUUUAAAAAAAAAAUAAAAAACUUGAAACUUAAAUUUUUGAAGUGAGAGGUAGUGGUGGUCCUUUAAUGCAGGGUUGGUCUGGUGGAGCAAUGGUUGGCUGUCCUGGAUUCGGCUCUCAUCUCUGACAUGCUGUUCUUUUUCUGCAUGUGGCAUCCGUUUACAGGCCUGGUUGCUAUAAUGUAGCCUUAGUUGCUGGCUCCGUGUAAAACACAGUUCCACUCCUCCCACCUCUGGGCCCUUUAAGGCCUAUAAAAAUCAUUUGGUCUUGCCCUGCCAAGGCAACUGUGGCAGAUGUCAAAUUCAAUAAAUCUAGGAGCUGUUUUCAUAGCAACGUGAAUUUAUACAAAGUAAAUUAUAAUAAGAAUGUAAAUUUUAAGAGACCAGCAGAGAGUCAAUAAGUACUUGAUGGGACAAGACGUGUAUUGUGGCGACUCGGUGGACAGUGCUAUAGUUAGGCUGGGAGUGUAUAUGUUGCACAAAGUGGUGAAAUCACAGCUUGAUCAAAUACAGCAGGAUAAUUUUAAGUUGAUAAUUUUGUACAACGUGCAAAUGAUGUUAUAUAUCCAACUUGGUAAAUAAGAUUCCCCAACCCUGCUUUAAGGUAACAGGGUCAUGGAGAAAAAAACCCCAAAACAGUAGAAGGUCGAACACUUAGGUCAUGCCAUGCAUUCUGAUCAUUUUAUGGUAAGGUUUUUGGGAAGAGCAUGCCAUGGUAGCACAAGCACCAACCCCCUUGCUAGGGAGAAGCUUGGCCCAAAACCAGUCUUGGUAACUAGGACUUAGUGUGUUUAUUUUCUAGCAAGUAGUAGAAGGUAUGAAAGAGCAUUACUUUAAUGUCUAACUGCAAAGAGCUUCAGUUAUUUUUUUAUUGGCAGAAUUAUUUAAAGGUCAAGUACAGGGGGAACAGGUAAGGAAAUGGGGUUUAUAAAGACUUUCACACUGAAGUGUUAUUUAUAUUUAGAACUGCUGAUAAUAAACUACAGACAUCCUUGCAAA
This is a messenger RNA of Pomacea canaliculata, 3002 nucleotides long. RefSeq names its product T-complex protein 1 subunit epsilon-like. Gene Ontology annotation, biological process: protein folding. Gene Ontology annotation, cellular component: chaperonin-containing T-complex. The transcript has 10 exons. Bases 128 to 1744 code for a protein of 538 amino acids. NCBI's taxonomy places the organism in Eukaryota, Metazoa, Mollusca, Gastropoda, Architaenioglossa, Ampullariidae. The record is from RefSeq and is a predicted model, not a curated record. Gene Ontology annotation, molecular function: ATP binding; ATP-dependent protein folding chaperone; ATP hydrolysis activity.